GGCAGCACUUGUAAAAUUUACAGAAAUUCAAUACCUACGCAAAGAUUUUGUUGUUUUUUAAUGUUGCUUCUCUUUCUCUCAAAACCUAUACGAUAAUGCCUGUAGUAGAAAUAAGUUACAUUCGUUGUAUCUAAAAUGAUAUUGUUUAGCUACAUUGUUUAGAAUUCAUUGAAAAACUCAGAAAUGUUGAAGUGUGGGCGAUUUGUGACGACGUGUGUGUUCAAUGUAUUGUGUGUGACGUUCAUCAAUAGUGAUAAUGAUAACCUACACGGUCUUUCUGUAGCAGAGUACAUAACGGGUCACCUAUGUGUUCUGGGUGCAGCCUUGCAAUCGUCGGCAUAGGCGAAGUACUUUAAUUUGAAACCCCACACGACGGUAUCGUAUUAAAUAGCAACCUCAAGUGAUCAGGUGUCAGGCAGGCAGGUUGUGAGGGUUCUGUAUGUACAUUGUGAUGUCAGUGUGGUAGUGACGGUGUAGUGGGUGGUGGUGAGGUGACGGGCGAGGUGGCGAGGUGGCGCGACUCGCAAGUGAUGCCCAUCGCGGUGAUGCAGAGGCAUGGUAGACGCGGCUGCGGAGCGCCGGGCCGCCGCCGCCGCCGCGCGCUGCGAUGCUACCUCCAGCCUCACCAAUUUUGAGUCUUAUGCAAUGAAAACGACGGUGGUUGAUAGACAGAACUCUUGUUAAAGUACAAGAAGUUAUACAGAAUAAACUAACAUGGAUUUAAAAAGGUGAAACUCACAGUGAUGAAGUGGAUAAACUCCACAAUGGAUUCAAACAUACAUUUUGUGCAGUGAAAUAAGUGUGGUCGAGGAGAUGAAGAUGGAGGGCGGUGUACUAAGUGUUUCAAGUAAUAACAGCAGAUUCAGAUCUCAUCUAAAGAAUGCAGCCAGUGCAUUGUGUGCCAGGACAUUACCGAAACAGAGGCGUGGCGAGGCAUCGGCGAUCACCAGUGCUCGUCACCACACCUAUCCACGAGCGACGCCGCCUAAACGGGCCGCUAUCUCAUGUCGCAUGGAGCCGCUUGCUUGCGCACCAUCUCAGCAUGCCACCACGUUCGACCCGCCCGAGCCCAUUCAGUGCGAAGUUGUCGACGACCACACGGCGAAUAAAGGCAACGGCUUAAUCAAAUGGAAGGGCACAUUAGCCAGGGAGGUAGCGAGUGCAUGGGAGUGCCGCGUGGGCCAGCCCGACCAGCCGGCCUCCCCCGACCGCGUGCAGAGUCUUUUCAACGACAUCGAACUAUACCCUACUAAGACUCAGGUAUUCGAAAUGCUGGUCUGCGCGCGGCAGUGUGCUCGCCGCAAGUCCCUCACUCUUACAUUCGGAGAAUUCUGCGUGUUCGCAGCUGAACUGCGUCGGUGUUCGAGGCAAGCCAGGCAGAGUUCGAACAAACCUGAGUCGCCACAAUGGAACGUAGACAAGGAGCUCAGAGAUAAGGACAUCAUUUGUAAACAUGUGAACGGCAGCGAGGCGCCACCUCCGCCAUGCGAGGUGUUCCUGGGCGGGUCCUGCAACCCUACUACUUGGAGAUCGGACAUAGCCAUUCCGAUGCUGAAGGAGAUGGGCAUUACAUAUUUCAACCCGCAAGUGGACGACUGGUCGAUGGAGCUGGUGGAAGUAGAACACCGGGCGAAAGCGGCGGCGCGCGCGCUUCUGUUCGUGCUCGACAGCGAGACGCGCGCCGUGGCUGCCAGCGUGGAGGCCGCGCACCUCGCCGCCGCGCCCCGCGACCUGCUGCUCGUGCUGCGCCCCUACUCGCGCCACCAGGCCAUCGGCACCGAGACCAUCUCUGACCACGAGUACGUGGAGCUGUCGCGUGCGCGAGCCACGCUACAAGAGGCGGUGGAGAGACGAGGGCUGCCCGCUUUCACGGACAUACCGACGGCGCUGCGGUGCGCGCGAGCCGUGCUGCGCGGCGCGCGCACUCACCCGCGCCACUCGCUCGGCCACACCAUCCUGCGCCUCAAGCGCGCCUACGACGCGGCGGGCGGGAGGAACUCACGCUUACCGCGCGCCAAAGCCGUCGACGCGCUAAAGGACGCGACCAGAGCGCCUCGUGAGGUCGCAGAGCGGUGUCUGCCGCCCACGGCCGACACCGUCGACUUCGAGACGUUCUGCGCCGCCGUCGCAGAGCUCGCCGCCGACUCAGGGCGCGCCAGUGCUUGCGCGGCGGAGGGCUCGGGCGUGGCGUGGCGCGUGCGGCGCGCCUUCCGCUCGCUGCGCGCGUACCUCUCCCCGCCCGCUGUCGAGUCUCAGGGUCGCAACGGUCAGGAGACGGAGGCGACGGGCGGGGAACUUCGCACGGAGGCGAGGGGACUUGAGCCCGCGGCACGAGACACUAACAAUGGACUUCGCCUCGUCAACCCCCGGUUAAAAGCUUACGGAAGAAAGCUUGGUUUAUUCAUUCCUAAGAAUGGCGGUCACCGCGCCUCGUUAGACAGCGCGGGCGGCGCGGCGGGCGACAGCGGCGACGCGGUGUUCACGCCGGGCACGGAGCGGCGCCUCGAGCGCCUGCCCGCCAUGCUCGGAGCUCCCACGCACGACGUCUAUCUGGGUGGCACUUUCCCGAGCAACAACACUCGUCCAGAAGAAGUUUUACGAAGGGAAGGCUUCACAUACGUAGUCCCUCGGGCGAACGACUACACGCGGAUGUUCUCAACGCCCGGGCGUCGGGCCGCCCCCGCUCACCCCGAGUCGCCGCGCCGCGACAAGAAGCCGCGCCCCGCCACGCUGGAGCCCGACGAUGUGCAGCUAAGGGACCGCGCCGCCGACGACCGCCACGACAGGAAUGAUCGCCUCAGCGCCUCCGACUUCUAUACCGUCACUGAUGACGUCACGCCGCAGCCUUUCAAAGGAACGUACGACGAGGACUUGUUACUGGGGUCGCGAGUACUGGUGUUCGCGAUGAGUGAAGACGCGCCGUGCUUCGCGGCGAUGGUACUGGCCGCCCACUACAUGGGACUACGGCCUGCGAACACCGUGUUGUUAGUACAACCCAUGGACCCACAGAAAGCCCUUAAUUAUAGCGAAGCAGCUGUGAAGGAUUACAACAGGGGCCGCCACUACCUCUCCGACUUAGCGAAACGGUCCGGUGUUCCCGUGUUCAACAAUGUCGACUCAACGAUGGCGUGUGUCGUCAGCCGGCUCCGAGCAACGCUAUAGCAUCAAUAAGUGCCAGUCCCCGGGACUCACAUACCUUAUAUCCACUGAUGUAUGGAUCAUAACUGUGUUAGACACUCGAAUAUCGAUUGCUAUCGGUAUAUCGGAAUUAUUUUAAUAAAGACAGCAGUGAUAGCUGUCUGUUAUUCACUAAAGUCCGCCGCUUCGAAUUUAUAAUAGAGUAAUUGAACACAACGGCAGUUGAAGCGAAUCUCAUGUCAAGCAUCGUCACUGUUGUGAUCGCGAUUUGAUUUCGUAUUCGUUAUUUGAUUGCGAUGCUUUGAGAAGCGGCUUAAUCACAACUCACGUAAUAAAGACAUCACAAAAAUAUAAUUCAUCAUAAAACAAUCAUAGGGUAAUUAUUUUUACUUGCGUGGCGAAGAGUCUCAUAAGAGUGUACUUAUUAAUUUCAAGACGUUUAGUUUAGUACAAAGAAUGUCUCUCUUUUAUUUCAUCACUCUCUAUUGCAUUAUCUAAUGUAAUAUAUAGAUAUUAAAAUAAAUAUAAUUCAAUGAAUGUAUGAGCGAGAAUGGAUGGUGACGGUAAUCUUGAUGAGGAUAUAACAAAUCUCUGUGAUGAAUUUGUCUAGGAAAUUUUUAUAGUACUUUCAAUGCAUAAGCAUAAAUUAGAUGAUAACUAUACAUAUUAGUAUUGUUACAAACACAGGUACAGGUAGUAGUCACAUGAUAGCGCGUGUGGUGGAAUAUUGUCUGGUGUACACAACGAGCUUUAUAAACGACAAAGAAGUCCAAUCAAGACAUCAUAGUCCGAAAAAUUGGCCUCCAUCAGUUUGCUCCUUUUAAAGUGAUUUGUAGCAUUCUUUAGUACCUUAUUUAGUUAGAAAGAGUAUUACGUAGGGACACAAGAGAGUGAGUGUUACUGAUAGGCCAUAUCUCUCUAAGUACUUGUGUAAAAUACAUGUGACGUUUUACUUUUAUCUUUACGACCUAUUUUCAUGAACGCACAGUUUUAUGUUGAUCAUGAUUUACUGGGGCUCACAUUGGUUCAAAUAGCCGAGUGAACUUCGCACAGUGGGUCUAUUAGCUAAUUUCUAAAUCUUGUUAGUACUAAUAAUAUUGCAUUGGCGAAUGCUUUUGUAGACAUCAGCACUUUACGAAAACUGAUUGAGAAAAAGUACAAAUAUCUUGCUCACGUAGCAAUUUUAAGAGGUUUUAGUAGUUAUUAUUUGAAUGAUAGCAAUGCAAAGUAAAAUUUUAUAACAUUUAACAUUGUAUACUCAUUUUUUAUUAUAAUAAAUUGUACCUUUUCUAAAAUAUCUAAUAUGCGUCAUUGUUAACGCUUGCAAGUGGAUAAUUAUGAAAUUAGGUUAUUAAAGCCACAAUUCCAUACCUAAUUUAGGUAUAAUCUAUAAUAUUGAGUAGUUUAGUGGUAAAAAUAUUUGACCCACUGUCACUAAAAUUAAAUUCGUAAUAAUAAAAUCCAGCAAAUAUUAUUUGCUAGUCACACACGCCCAUUAACAUUUUAAGUACUUUGUUAAUAUUGAUCGAUAGUACAAAUAUCUAAUUUAUAGAAAAAUAUGUCAUAUAUUAAUUGUAAUUUUAUGCCAUGUACGCUUAUUUUAAACUAAACAUCACAUAUGUAAAUAUAGAAAUUUGUAAUUA
Helicoverpa armigera (cotton bollworm) is the source of this 4781-nucleotide messenger RNA. RefSeq lists its product as uncharacterized. Lineage: Eukaryota; Metazoa; Arthropoda; Insecta; Lepidoptera; Noctuidae. The record is from RefSeq and is a predicted model, not a curated record. The transcript is spliced from 15 exons. The coding region runs from base 814 to 3162 and encodes 782 amino acids. Gene Ontology annotation, cellular component: plasma membrane.